This is a messenger RNA of Gongylonema pulchrum, 233 nucleotides long. Lineage: Eukaryota; Metazoa; Nematoda; Chromadorea; Rhabditida; Gongylonematidae. The record is from the annotation of a GenBank genome assembly.
GUGCGCUCUCGUAAUGAUACGAACAGUGUAGCGCACCAGUGUCACAAAUGGCCUCUGACAUUAGCUUGUGGCUAUGGCAAAGCUUUACCAUCCAACAGGUAUCUGGCAUCACAGCAGGAAACGAACGAAGGCUUCGAUAUGACAGCUGCAAUGAUUGCUGUUUGUGGCAGUGGUUGCGACGGAGCUGCUUGUGGAGCUUGCGGUUCAUGUGGUAUGUGAACAGAUUUUGUUGA